Cooperia oncophora is the source of this 801-nucleotide messenger RNA. The record is from the annotation of a GenBank genome assembly. Lineage: Eukaryota; Metazoa; Nematoda; Chromadorea; Rhabditida; Trichostrongylidae.
AUGGCCGAUCGAGGACGUUUCCGUGGCGGAUUUGGAAGUGGCGCAGGUGGUCGCGGAGCCGGAGGUGACCGCGGACGAGGUGGACGUGGUCGUGGAGGUCGUGGUGGUCGAGGAGGACGUGCUGGCCGUGGAGGUGAGAAGGAAUCUGAGUGGGUUCCUGUAACGAAGCUUGGACGUCUCGUGAAAGAUGGAAAGAUCACAACUCUCGAGGAGAUUUACCUCAACUCUCUACCCAUCAAGGAAUACGAGAUCAUCGACACUCUGUGCUCUAAGCUAACCGAUGAGGUUCUCAAGAUCACCCCUGUACAGAAGCAGACAACUGCCGGUCAGCGUACCCGCUUCAAGGCCUUUGUCGCUAUCGGAGAUCACAAUGGCCACGUUGGACUCGGAGUCAAAUGCUCCAAAGAAGUUGCCACCGCUAUCCGUGGAGCCAUCAUUGCCGCCAAGCUUGCUGUUAUCCCUGUGCGACGUGGUUACUGGGGUAACAAGAUCGGUCUUCCCCACACCGUUCCCUGUAAAGUGACCGGAAAGUGUGCAUCUGUCAUGGUACGGCUGGUACCCGCUCCUCGUGGUACCGGAAUUGUGUCAGCGCCUGUUCCAAAGAAGCUGCUUCAAAUGGCUGGUAUCCAAGAUUGCUACACGUCAGCCACAGGAUCAACCGCCACCCUUGGAAACUUCGCGAAGGCCACCUACGCUGCCCUUCAGCGUACCUACUCCUACCUCACCCCUGAUCUGUGGAAGGAGGAAGCGCUCGAUAAGACCCCGUACCAGCGUUACCAUGAUUUCCUUGCUCGCAAUUAA